Megachile rotundata (alfalfa leafcutting bee) is the source of this 2571-nucleotide messenger RNA. RefSeq lists its product as uncharacterized. NCBI's taxonomy places the organism in Eukaryota, Metazoa, Arthropoda, Insecta, Hymenoptera, Megachilidae. The record is from RefSeq and is a predicted model, not a curated record.
UUCGACGAGGAUAUGAGGCCGAGAUUGAGUCGAAGUUUGAAAACGAUCGAUCAAAAGAAUCCUGAAUCUUCGACGAACAAGAUGGGCCAAGAUGGACCCGUGACUAAAGUUAAAGAUGAAGUAAAGGGAACGUCGACUUUAAUUACCGAGCGAAAUUUGCUUAACGUUUCUACCGAGAUUUCCAAAGUCCAGGAUAGUACGGUGAAAACAAUGUCCACGGUCGAAGACUCGCUACUUAGUCUUAGGUAUCCUUCUUUGGACCUGCGAGAUUUAUUUAACAAACCUAACGAUAGAGUCAAGAGACAAAUUCAACUGCCUUACGACACGUACUACGACGAUAAGCAAUCUCCUGAUUCGGAGAAAUUGGACUAUUACGAAUAUUCGAAGAACCAAGACGAAACGAACGAUCGUGUUUCUGAACCGAACGAAGAAAUCGCGAUAGAGGAUGAAAAUGACGGGAAAGUGGCUAGAGGAGCGAGCUCGAAGAAAAAGAAGCAACACAGAAAAAGAAAACAUCGACAUUCAGACGAGAAGAAGGGAAAGAAGAAAAGUCACGCGAAAAAAUCCAAGUAUUCUGGUAACACUAAUCGUAGACGAAGACAUCCUAAAAAGCAUUCGAACGAUUUGAAAACAAAGCACGAACACGAUCACAAGAAACAUAAGAAACGCAUGCCUAAAACCGGAAAUCUCAAAAAGAGUAAUGUCGAUGAUAAAGUCCAUGGCAUUAAAGAAUUUUCCGUAAAUGAAAGAAAAACACGUCGUAACAAAAUGGACAGCGAGCACGCAAUGAACAUCGAUAGCGAAGCACAAAGAAAGAUCUCCUCGUUGUUAUCUAUCGAUAACGUCGAAGAUGAGUCACAAAUGGGCUCGGCUCUUCAUGGGGAACUCGCUGGAAAAAUUGUGGACCACAUUUUUGAACAAGUUCAAAAGAACGAGGAUCUAAAAUUGUCACUAGGACCAGGUCUUUACCAAAAGCAUAAAACCGGAGAAACUGUAUCGGCCAAUAAAGCGUAUCGUCAAGCUCUCGACGACGACGAAAUGAAUCACGCGACAGAAUUGUUGAACAAAAUUAUGCUGCUUCUUAAUCGACUAAUUUUCGACGAAGUACAAAGAAAAACUUGCGUGUCCUUGUCCCCGGAUUUAACAGAAUUCUUGGAUUGGAUACUGGACGUGAACCCACGACGAAAUUCUAUGGAACAACCAGCAUCCUUACCGGUGGUUCACGCAAUGGACGUCCCACAUCAUUUUCCAAAGGACAAGUUUCUCUUCCGCGAUUCCACGAGCAACGAAAUGGGAGACGAAUUUAAUGAAUUACGUAGAAAGCUUCAAUUAGUCGAGAAGUUGAUUAACGAGUACAGAACGUUGUCGGAAAAGGAGAAGACGAAGGUUCAAUCCGUGCACGAUUACUUGUCAAACCAGCUGGAUCGGCUACUCGAGUUCGUCCAAGCUAUCGAGAAAGAGAAAUUAGAGUUUCCUACCAAAGCAGCCAAAGGCAAAAGUGGAAUGAUUCUUCAAUAUCAAGGAGGCAUGACUAAUACUAGCAAUGGCGGUCAUUCGAUGAGACCAAAUAUGGCUAGCCCGUCGCCGAACGUGUCGAACUCGUUGAAAGCGAAGAACGAAAGGCUCCUCGCAGACGAGGACUUUUACGAGGGUAAGCUGAACUUUCGAAUAGACUCGAAAGCUUAUAAAAUUGUUCGAUGCCCCUUAGACGGGCUGGACUCGUUUCGUAAAAGACGCAGAACAAUCCGCAGUCUGGACAAGCAGUCGAAGCCGCGUAAGAAGCACAGAAAACGCGGCAAACGUAAAAAGAAGCAUCGUAAACGACACAAAGGUGGCAACGCUAUUGAUCAGCUACCACAUAAGGACACCGUGCACAAUGCUAUGACUUCGCGACAAAAACGCGAAUACCUGGACAAAGAGUUUCGGGAUUCCUUCGAAUCGGAAUACGAAGAGCCGCUAAUUUAUAGUUCCAUGGACUUUGAAAACGUCGAAUCGAAGAGUCGCGACGAUCGGACUAAAGGGAGUCUAAAAGACGAGGAUGAUAAAAAGAUUUUUGGAUCGAAUGACGAGGUAAAGAAGAAAGAAAUUCAAAAGAGAAUAGACAGUUUCGACACCUCUUCUGGCAAAAGUAAUUUGGUGCAUGGAGAGUUAGAUAGCAAUACGAAGAGCAAAAUAAUUGACGAGAAACAUCGCACUGAUGCACAGUUGGAAGAAGAACCGAUAACGGGGAAGGAUCAACUGGAGGAUGAAAUACUUUUACUCAAUAAACGCCAAUCGUGGAAGAGACAGAACGAAGAACAACUGGAGGAAUUGGCUUUCGGAGAGGACAUGCGAAAGGGAUUAAAGGAGAAGGAGCUUUUCGAAAAACUGACCGGAAUCGAUAAGGAGAUAAGUUCAUCGGUAAGUGCAACCACGAGAAAAGAUGCAAACGAAGAAAAUCUGAAAUGUCUGAAAGAUUGUACCAAGAAUGAUCGUAGCGGCAAUAAUAAUUUAUCGGACGAGAACAAACUGAGAAUGCUCGAAGAAAAGAUAAAUGUUUACUCGGAUAACAAAUGAAGAAGCAAUCGAGUA